AAAGCUUCUAUCGCCGACUCCCCGUUCCCCCGAAAUCGGCAGGCGGAGAGGGCGGAUCCGAGAAGAGCCGGCGCGAUGAGCUCCCCGGCGAGGUCGACCGUCUCGGCGGCGAGUGGGGGAGCCGUUUCAGCCGCCGAAGACGUCGCCGAUUUCAUCGACGCGCUGUACCGCAAGGACGAGGCCAUGGCUGAACUCAAGUCUGAGGUGAUGGAGGCGCUGCAGAGGGAGGUGAGGUCGCUCGACGACGACAGCUGGAUGUUCGCCGCGCCGCGGUCCCGCAUCAACCUCGUCUCCAGGCCUGGUAAGAAGAGAACACAACAACAGCAAGGGAUUCUUCCUCAAAAUAGUUGCAGAACUUGGUUUUCUGGUGCUUACCUGCCCAAGCAACACGGAAAACUCUCGGAGCUGGGGCAGGCAUCCAAGAAAACAAGGAACUUCUAGGGUGUAGAUGCUUGUGCUUGCAAGAAGCCUAGUCCAUGACUCCAUGAUGGUAGUGAAGGCUGGGAUUCCAUCUAUGCUGUAGCAUCAAGGAUGAUUUGGUCCAGUUUCAAAUCAAUCUGGUUGCUUCCUGCUAAUUCAAUUUCAGGCACAUGUAUGGAUUUUCAAGUGAUUGAGAUGUCUAUGUAAUGGUAUUGUUCAUGACAUGUGCCUUUCCUAUCUUUUACAAACUCAGCCUGCCUUGUGUUUUACAUUCAUGAUCCAUCCUUUUCUUUCUGAAACAGAUAUGCAUGAUUUCUCAAGAGGUACAA
Molecule: messenger RNA, 749 nt
Organism: Sorghum bicolor (sorghum)
Lineage: Eukaryota; Viridiplantae; Streptophyta; Magnoliopsida; Poales; Poaceae
Exons: 3
Coding region: 76-441 (121 amino acids)
Biological process (GO): negative regulation of organ growth
Molecular function (GO): anaphase-promoting complex binding
Source: RefSeq, a predicted model, not a curated record